AUGGCGACACGCAAGUUUGGUAACUAUCGAUUCGAAUGGACCGACCUUCACCUGUCCAGAGAAGAGACGGAUCCGCUACGCUAUGAAUAUGACGAGCUGGGCAGCGCAGUUGUGGAGAAGCUGCAAGAAGUCGCCAGGGAAAAGAAGGAUCAAGAACCCCGCGACGGCAGUGGUCGGCCCAGAACCGAUCUGUACACACUCCUGUCCGACAACUACAAAAAUGAUGAGAUUCUCGCAACGUUCUGGAAUGAGGUGCAUAAAGUCCCCGAGUGGGUAGAUUGGGCUCAAUUGGAACGCGGCCAAAGGUUCUUUUAUCGGUAUGCCCCUGCAAACCUCAUGGGGUUCGCUUUGCAGGGCUUCAUGGGCGAGAACUCGGCAGCCUCUGGAGUCGUAGAGGUCUUGGUUCGUACAGGUGGCUUUUCAACCCGUGUACUUCUGCGAAGGCUUCUUGAGACGUUUCAAUUCCUCCUUGAGGCGACCAAAUCACUCGAUGCCAUCAAGCCCGGAGGAGAGGGCCAUAUCACCACGGUCCGCGUACGGCUCCUUCAUUCUUCCGUCCGACAGCGCAUCAUGAAGCUUGUCGAGUCUCGGCCAGACUACUUUGAUGUGAAGAGGUUUGGAGUUCCGGUCAACACGCUUGACUCGAUCCACUCCAUCGCGACCUUCGCGUGCAAUCACAUGUGGCUCCAACUGCCUGUGAUGGGUGUGUAUCCGAGCCAGCAAGAAAUCGCCGACUAUAUCGCCCUUUUUCGCUACAUCGGAUACGUUCUCGGCACUCCGGAUCAUUACUUUGAUACUGUUGCCAAGUCCAAAGCCGUCAUGGAAAGCAUGCUUGUCCACGAAUUACACGUGACGCCGACGUCGCUGAUUGUCGGGCACAACUUCAUCGAGUGCCUCAAAGACUUGCCCCCUUUCAACAUAUCGGCGCAGUUCAUUGAGGCGGGUAGCCGUGUUCUGAAUGGUGAUGACUUAUGCGAUUCUCUAGGUCUUGGGUGCCCCGGUUGGUACUCGUACGCGUGCUUCAGGGGUCACUGUUGGCUGGUGCGGUCGCUUGCUCUAGCACAGCAAAAUUUUCCGCCGGUCGAUCGUAUGCUUACCCAUUUUUGGAGGAGCUUACUGCAUCAGGCUGUCAUUCAGAGCAAAGGUGGCUUGGGCGGUGGUACAAAGUUUGACUUCAAACACAUUCCGCACGUGGGUAAAGUGACUGUAGAGACCUUCUAUUUUGGAGUCUUCUUGUUAGGAUGUCUGACGAUCGAAAGGCCAUGA
This is a messenger RNA of Diaporthe batatas, 1266 nucleotides long. RefSeq lists its product as uncharacterized. The coding region runs from base 1 to 1266 and encodes 421 amino acids. The transcript has 3 exons. Lineage: Eukaryota; Fungi; Ascomycota; Sordariomycetes; Diaporthales; Diaporthaceae. The record is from RefSeq and is a predicted model, not a curated record. Gene Ontology annotation, molecular function: oxidoreductase activity.